UGCUGUCGUAUCAGACAGUGAAUGAAAGUUUCUUCUCUCUGAUGAAACCACCACAGUACGUUACACUACAGUUAGAUAUUUUUCUACAGUUACAAUGUCAUCCAAAUUGUUUUCGGUGAAUAGUACACUUUAUAAAUGUUUGAAGACUGUUCAUAACGGGCAUGCGCAAAGAUUUAGCUCCGGAGCUGCCUCUGCUGUUAAUUUAAAGGGCCGUAGUUGUCUGACUCUGAAAGAUUUCAGUUCAGAUGAGAUCAAGAAGCUGCUGUGGAUGUCAGGGGAUCUCAAACAUCGGAUCAAACAUGAAAAAGAGUAUCUUCCCCUUCUGAGAGGAAAGUCACUUGCCAUGAUAUUUGAGAAGAGAAGCACCAGGACAAGAAUGUCCACAGAAACAGGUUUUGCUUUGCUUGGUGGACACCCAUGUUUUCUCACAUCCCAGGACAUUCACCUGGGAGUCAAUGAAAGCUCUACAGACACAGCGAGGGUCCUCUCAGGACUCUGUGACAUCGUCUUGGCACGAGUGUACAACCACUCCACUCUGGAGGAGCUGCAUAAAGAGGCCUCCAUCCCCAUCAUCAACGGUCUGUCUGACCUCUUCCACCCCAUCCAGAUCCUGGCUGACUUCCUCACUUUACAGGAGCAUUAUGGGUCACUCAGUGGACUAACAGUGAGCUGGAUUGGAGAUGGUAACAAUGUGCUCCACUCCUUCAUGAUGACUGCAGCCAAACUGGGAGUUCAUCUUAAAAUUGCUACACCCAAGGGGUAUGAGCCAGAGAAGAGCAUUGUUCAAGAGGCACAGCGACUCUCCAAACAGCAUGGGACCCAGCUCGUCUUGACCUCUGACCCGAUGGAAGCAGCUCAUGGCACCAAUGUUUUGGUAACUGACACAUGGGUCAGCAUGGGACAAGAGGAGGAGAAGAAAAAAAGGCUUAAAGACUUUCAAGGUUAUCAGAUCACCAUGCAGACAGGAAGUGUGGCCAAACCAGACUGGACCUUCCUGCAUUGUCUCCCCAGAAAAAUGGAGGAGGUGGAUGACCAGGUGUUCUACUCCUCCCGCUCCCUGGUCUUCCCUGAGGCCGAGAACAGGAAGUGGACUAUCAUGGGUCUGAUGGUUUCUCUUCUGACCGACUACUCUCCACAAGUCCCAAUGCUCAAGUUUUAGACUCGGGUCUUAAGAUGGAGUCAUCUGUUAAUUCCACAUGAUGAUCACUUUGUACUCCAAUUCCACAUCCACAUUUUUUUUAUUUACUGUGAUAGUCACCUGCUCAGUAGGAAUUUCUCUGCUUAACACUUGGCAGAAAAGGAUUCUUCAUUUUUGUUGCAGUUUUUCUGAACAAAGUAACGUAAAUAAUGUAAAACAUGUGUUCUCAUGUGGUAACAAACAAGCUUCACAAUCACAACUCUCCAUCAGUUUCAGCACACUACCGAUCAAUUAUAAUGUUCAACAUUUUAAAAAAAUCACAUAAUGCAUUACUAACGAAAAAAGUGAUAAAAACUAAAUCUUGGUGCUUGGUACUACUUUAUGUCUUAAAGCGAGGUUACAUGGUUAUAGGGCAAAACCUCUAUCUUAGAUAAAACAUAAUUUUAUGUAUACAAAGGGAUCUUCUGCAUUUUCCUCUGUAUAUAUGUGAUGCUGCCUUAAAGCUUUAUAUGUUUUUCUUGAAGAGCCUGUGUUUCAGAGACAACAAAUAAUAUUAUUAUGGAUGUUGUGGACAGUAUAAAUAAACAUAUCACAAAGCU
Molecule: messenger RNA, 1737 nt
Organism: Sphaeramia orbicularis (orbiculate cardinalfish)
Lineage: Eukaryota; Metazoa; Chordata; Actinopteri; Kurtiformes; Apogonidae
Gene: otc
Product: ornithine transcarbamylase
Exons: 10
Coding region: 95-1159 (354 amino acids)
Biological process (GO): L-citrulline biosynthetic process
Cellular component (GO): mitochondrion
Molecular function (GO): ornithine carbamoyltransferase activity; amino acid binding
Source: RefSeq, a predicted model, not a curated record